Molecule: messenger RNA, 1934 nt
Organism: Corythoichthys intestinalis (scribbled pipefish)
Lineage: Eukaryota; Metazoa; Chordata; Actinopteri; Syngnathiformes; Syngnathidae
Gene: tmem184ba
Product: transmembrane protein 184ba
Exons: 10
Coding region: 373-1641 (422 amino acids)
Biological process (GO): transport
Cellular component (GO): membrane
Molecular function (GO): transporter activity
Source: RefSeq, a predicted model, not a curated record
GGGCGGGACUUGUCCGAUUCUCCUGUCGUGUCGACCCAAAGUCUCGGCAGAGAAAGGGAGGGCUCCAAAAUCCAAAUCCAAUCCGGGCAAAUGACGACAAGAGUUGUCCGUCGAGCUGCCACAAACACUUGACGGGCUUUCCCUGGUGUAAAAGUAAGGACUCGUUUACCAUGAAGAGAAACAGUAGGUGAGAACACGCAAGAGCAACGUUAACGGACUCAACAUGGAUGUUCGGGGGGGCGACGGCGCUUCUCUGAGCUGGAAUUAAGGCAGUUUACGAGCUAUUUCUGUCCCAGCGAGGCAUUGGACGACUUUUUUGGGGGUUUUAAAACUCGACGUCAUCUGCGUAGUCGCGACGAACUGUUCGGAAAGAUGUUGUGGAGGCGAGAUGUGCCCCUCUUAGAAAGGCUGGGGUUGGACUCCCCUGCGGGCGAAGCGUCAGGCCCGCCCUCGACGCCGCCGACGGGAGGGUUGAACAUUUCCCUCAACCCUCAACAACCCUUGCUUAUUCAGGACCAGCCCAUAUUCCUGCUGACCCCGGCGGCCCAGGCUGUGUCUGGCUUCUUCGUCUGGACCGCGCUCCUCCUCACUUGUCACCAGAUAUACAUGCACCUGCGUUUCUAUAGCUCACCUCGGGAGCAACGCCACAUUGUUCGGAUCCUCUUCAUCGUUCCCAUCUACGCCAUCGACUCUUGGCUCAGCCUCCUCUUCUUCACCAAUGACCAGUACUACGUGUACUUCGAUACUAUCAGGGACUGCUACGAGGCGUUUGUGAUCUACAACUUCCUAAGUUUAUGUUACGAAUACCUUGGAGGAGAGAGCGCCAUCAUGGCAGAGAUACGAGGGAAACCCAUCGAAUCCAGCUGCAUGUUCGGCACCUGCUGCUUAAAGGGAAAGGCGUACUCCAUCGGUUUCCUGCGCUUCUGCAAGCAGGCCACGCUGCAGUUUUGCGUGGUCAAGCCGCUCAUGGCCGCCGUGACUGUGAUCCUGCAGGUGUAUGGCAAAUACAAAGAUGGAGACUUCAACGUUGCCAGCGGUUACCUUUACAUCACCAUCAUCUACAACAUCUCCGUGAGCUUGUCUCUCUACGCCCUCUUCUUAUUUUACUUCGCCACCCGCAGCCUGCUCAGCCCUUACAGACCCGUGCUCAAGUUCUUCAUGGUCAAGUCUGUUAUCUUCCUCUCCUUUUGGCAAGGCAUGUUGCUGGCCAUCAUGGAGAAGUGCGGCUUCAUCCCCCAGAUUAACUCCAUGGAGGUGUCUGUCGGCGAAGGGACCGUCGCCGCCGGUUACCAGAACUUUAUCAUUUGCAUCGAGAUGUUUUUCGCAGCGCUGGGAUUGCGUCUGGCUUUUACGUACACAGUCUACAUGGACAAAAGUUUAAGAACGCUAGGGCCUCUUCCUACAUAUGGAGAGUUUGGCCACCCCGCCCCGAUGAAGAGCAUCUCUAGCAGCCUGAAAGAGACCAUGAACCCUGGCGACAUGGUCCAGGACGCCAUCCACAACUUCUCCCCGGCUUACCAGCACUACACCCAGCAGUCCACGUUAGAGCAGGGCGUGCCGCCGCCCGCUUCGCGCUCCUUCAGCGUCGUCGGCCAGGACGCUGAGAAGACACUCCUUUUGAGCUCUGAUGAAGAUUUUUAGCCUGACAAACGUGCUAGUGUUCUUUUGUAAGUAUGGAAAAAGCACUAUAAGCUAGUUUGCUUUACAACACAUGCUUUUAUUUUGCAUUUGUUUAAGGAUUAAUCAUUUUUACUCAAGAUUUAUCUGACUUUGAUAGAAUUUUUUUUUUUUUUUGUUCAUAGUACAGCUCAAUUUUAUUUUGCCUGUAUUUCGUUCUGACCACAUUUGGGCUUUUUGCUACCUUUCACGAGAACCGUUAAAGGAAUUUUUUAAAAAAGUUUUUCAGUUUGGAAUAAAUUGUAGGUACCACCAAA